UUGGACGAGGGCUGGCUGGGUUGUGACAGAUACUUUUCCUCUAGCAGGAUGGUGAAUUUGGACCCGGCACAUGCAGAUAUCAAGAUGAGUGACAAUGUGGCUGAUUCCACGGACACACGGAACGAAAGCAGCCACAUCGAACCCGGAAAUGACCGGAAUGGCCUGGAUUUCAACAGACAGAUUAAAACAGAAGACCUCAGCGACUCCUUGCAAGCUGCCAUCCCCUCCAGAUCGAGUCACCUACCCCAGGGGCCAUCAAUGAUGCCUGGAGGGCAAAUUACAGGGGAUAUGAGUUCUCUUCAUACUUUGCAACAACUUGUGCAAGUCCCCGGCCACAUGCAAUCCGUCCCCCUAUUCCUUCUUUCUCAGGGCCCAGCAGGGCAACAAGCUCUGCAAUCAAAUCUUCUCUCCUUCCCUCAGCAGCAGAGUGGUCUUCUCCUUCCCCAGCAUGGACACAGCUUAACAUCUCAGACAGUGGGACGUCCUGGGCAUCCAGGGUCAUCUUCAUUGGAGCCUCACAUGGAAGUCCCUCAGCAUUUACAAGUUGCCAAGCACUUGCCAUCCUCCAUGGCCACGGACGAAGCCAAUGACCUAGAGGAGCUCGAAAAGUUUGCCAAGACGUUCAAGCAAAGGCGAAUCAAGCUUGGGUUCACCCAGGGUGAUGUGGGUCUUGCCAUGGGGAAGCUCUAUGGGAAUGACUUCAGCCAGACUACCAUUUCCCGCUUUGAGGCGCUGAAUCUCAGCUUCAAAAACAUGUGCAAGCUAAAACCACUGCUGGAAAAGUGGCUCAGUGAUGCAGAAUCUUCCCCCUUGGAUUCUUCUGUCAGCACCCCCACCAGCUAUCCAGCCGUGAACGAGAUGUUUGGGCGCAAAAGGAAAAAACGCACCAGCAUCGAGACCAACAUUCGCUCCACCUUGGAGAAACGGUUCCAAGAUAACCCCAAGCCUAGCUCAGAGGAGAUCUCCAUGAUUGCAGAACAGUUGUCCAUGGAGAAGGAGGUGGUCCGGGUUUGGUUCUGCAACCGGCGCCAGAAAGAGAAGCGCAUCAGCUGCCCAAUGCCCUCUCCCAUCAAAUCCCCCCUCUACAACUCCAGACUGGUUUCUACCUCAGGAUCUUUGGGUCCACUCUCUGUUACGCCUGUCCAUAGCACCAUGCAUGGGGCAGUGACGUCCUCCUGCUCUCCUGGCAGUUCCAGUCGGCCCCAGUCGCCAGGAACAGGACUCCACUCCAACAGUCCCGGCAUGUCCCACAACAACUCCAAAGCUGCCAUCAAUUCUUCCAGUUUCAAUUCUUCUGGAUCAUGGUACCGAUGGAAUCAGCCCACCUACCUCCACUGAAGCUCCAUCUUCCAAAGAGCAACAAAAACCCAUUUUUCUCUCCUCUGUGUAAAAAAAAAAAGAGCCUUAAGUUCUUCCUAUGAACCAACUUUGCUGGAAACAAUGGCUCAGGUGAAGGUUCAACAUGAUGGCACAGGUGCUUUCAACAAGUGCCUGGUCUCCCAUCUGCCCUUGAUCUCAGCUGGUGCAAGCAGAACUGUCAAAGAGACUAAAACUGUGAUGGAUCCCCAACCUGUUGAGGGUGUGCUGGCCAUACGUUCCUUGGGCUACAGCACAAAAGCUAUUUGCAUGUCCAGUCUCAGGCAUUUCUCCUCUAAAAAGGUUUGCUCUGUAAUGGAUACCCUGAUCAUAUUUAAUGGAAUGGGCCUGCUAUCUUCUCUCUCUCUCUAACUUGUAAAGGCUUUCCUAGGGAGUCAACUGUGGAGACACAUCUGCUCGCAGAUCAAAAUGCACAGGGCCACCCCUUGAGGAUCUCCCAAAACUGAGCCAAGGUUGCCACAUUAGUUUCACUCAAGGUUUAAGACCAGGAUGGUCACUUUAACAUUCUGCAGAUGGUGUUCCAUAACAAAGUGAUGCAUGCUGGAAUGAUCAGGAAAGGAGGGCAUCCAACGUCACUCACUCAAACUGUUGUCUCUUUUGGGUGGUCUAGAUUCAUGUCAGUUCCUUAUCAAAGCCUUAUCUGUUUUCUUCCACAAACACUGGUGGGUCCCAACAGCAGCUGGUGGAGGGGCAGUGACUCCUCUAUGGGUUCUAGGGCAAAUUUUAAAAGGAGAUCUCCAAGGUGCUGGUCCUUGUUCCCAAAAUAGCUCUAGCCUCUUAGAUAUGACAUUAAAAUUUAAACUAAACCCCACAUAGGUCCACCACCUGACUAACAAGCAAGCCAUUAAACACAACUGGUGAAGCCAGGUGGACCCACUGGUUGCUGUAGAGCAAAGUAAACAUGAAGUUGAGCUCCAUCUAACCACUCAGAAAUGAGGGUUGAUCCACUGAAUUAUCACCAACCCAGAGUCCAGAGACAUAAAAACCUUCAGCCAAUUCAUAUGCAUUUGUUUUUGGUUGCCCAUCAAGUCAUCUCAUCAAUCUACUUUGGCCAUAUUUGACACAUACUAUUUCACACCGUACCAGAAAUGUCAAGAACAUUUGUAUAUUUUCUCCUCCAUGAAAAAGUGUGCCUCAAUAUGUUAGGACAACUAGUUGAA
Molecule: messenger RNA, 2537 nt
Organism: Sceloporus undulatus (fence lizard)
Lineage: Eukaryota; Metazoa; Chordata; Lepidosauria; Squamata; Phrynosomatidae
Gene: POU2F3
Product: POU class 2 homeobox 3
Exons: 13
Coding region: 49-1338 (429 amino acids)
Biological process (GO): regulation of transcription by RNA polymerase II
Cellular component (GO): nucleus
Molecular function (GO): RNA polymerase II cis-regulatory region sequence-specific DNA binding; DNA-binding transcription factor activity, RNA polymerase II-specific
Source: RefSeq, a predicted model, not a curated record